AUGACCCUCCUCGCUGCGUAUCUCGUGGUGCUCGCGGUUGCCGCGCUGCUGACGCUCAGCGCCUUUGGCCACCCCGCAGCCGCAGCAGCACUGGCGCGCGGGUGUGGCCUUGACUUCUUCUUCCCGACAGCCCACGCUAGCCGGGCGAAGGUGCCGCCCCUCGACACGCUGCAGUCGCCGCUGCACGCGCAGCAGGCGGAGAUGCUGGCGUUCCUGCAGCAGACGUGCUGCACGCUGCCGGUGCGGGCGGAGACGGUGCGUAUCUUGACACGCCCCACAGAGUUCUACGAGGAGCUGCGGAAGCGAGUGCGGGCUGCGCGGCGCAGCAUCGUCAUGUCGGCGCUCUACAUUGGCGACGGCCCACUCUCCACAGAGUUCGUCGCGUGCCUGGAGAACAGAGUCUCUGAAGCUGUGCGGGACGGGCAGCGGCUUGACAUUUGCAUCCUGCUUGACCACAACCGCAUGCAUGACCGCCGCAACCUCCUCACACUGAAGCAGCUGCUUACACUGGCGCACUCCACUGAGAGUGCCACCGCACUCGACAACAAUAUUAACAAUAGCAGUGGCAACAAUGGUGGCGAUGCCGACAGCGAUGCAAGCGGCCCAGCCGUGCAGGUGAGGCUGUGCCUCUUUCAGUCGCCGUGCCGCUGGAAUCGCCUUGCUUCGCCUUUCGGCCGCGCCAAAGAGGCGCUCGGCGUGCAGCAUACGAAGAUAUUUUGUUUUGACGGUCGCGACACCAUUCUUAGCGGCGCCAACCUCUCCGACGACUACUUUGCUACUCGCAUGGACCGGUAUGUCGUGAUCGAGGACAAUGCGUACGUCGCCGCGUGGUUCUCCGACCUCGUCCACACGCUCUGCAGCAUGUCGCAUCGUGUCGUCUGCCGAAAGGCAUUUGCCAGCCAGGGCGGUAGCGGCAGGAAGCCCACGUUGCACAAGAAGAGUGAUCUUGUCAUUCUCCCUAACACAAUGGGUAUCGACCCUUCCGCAGAAAGCGCCGCCUUCAGCGUACAGGCAAAUCACCUGCUGCAGGAGUUCGCCGCUCGAGCAGUAAAAGCAGCUGCGGCGAUACCAAACGACAAGUCGUACGACACAUACCUGUUCCCGACGCUGCAGUGUGCACGGGCAAAUGUGUUCCACGACUCCCUUGUCGUGCAGCGGCUCCUCCACAUGGCGCCGGCGUCGACACACAUUUACCUUACCUCGCCAUACCUCAACAUGUACGCCCGGUUCGUGGACGAGCUAUUGGCGAGCAGGAGCGCUUACGACUUCAUCACAGCGAGUGUGCAUACGAACGGGUGGCGUGGUGCACGGGGUUUUGCGGGGUACAUUCCCUUCUUCUACCUGCAGCUUGAACGGGCGUUUUUUUAUUUGAUGCGGGAGUACGGCUGCGCUGACCGCGUGCGUGUGCGGGAGUUCAGCGUUGACGGGCUGACGUUUCACGCCAAGGGGUUGUGGUUCGUUGAGAGGGAAGACGGUGGGGCUGCGGCGGGUGGCAAGGACCACAUCAGCAAUGGCAACGGCUGCACAAACUCAAAGAGUGAAGAAGGGGAGGUGUGGGGGUACGUGAAGGCGCCGUACCUCGUGGCCUACGGCAGCACAAACUACGGCUACCGCUCUGUCCACAAGGACGUGGAGGCGGAGGUGUUUCUCUUCACCACUAACACAUCCCUGCGAGAGGCGCUGCGCGACGAGCUCGUCUUCCUGCUGCGUCAGUCGACGCUUGUGACGGAGGAGCGCUUUGUGCAUGGCGCGCAGGGCCGCUUCCAGCCCGUUGUGUCUCUCCUCGCCCAGAUGGGGCAAGACUUUCUGUAA
This is a messenger RNA of Trypanosoma grayi, 1812 nucleotides long. Its product is annotated as phosphatidylglycerophosphate synthase. The coding region runs from base 1 to 1812 and encodes 603 amino acids. Lineage: Eukaryota; Euglenozoa; Kinetoplastea; Trypanosomatida; Trypanosomatidae. Gene Ontology annotation, molecular function: CDP-diacylglycerol-glycerol-3-phosphate 3-phosphatidyltransferase activity. The record is from RefSeq and is a predicted model, not a curated record. The transcript has a single exon. Gene Ontology annotation, cellular component: mitochondrion. Gene Ontology annotation, biological process: cardiolipin biosynthetic process.